AUGACAGACAGUCAAAUCAUCUCUCAGGAAUGCAGUGGGCAACAGUCACCUAAUCCGCUCUCGACCACAGAAACCGGUCCAGUUAAUCCUCAGGAUCUCGAGACUGGUGGUAAUCUUCUGAAACCAAGAUUCAAAACUACCUGGCACCGGUUCAUUGGACGAGGCAGGAAGCCUGUCGGUGUGAUACAGAGUAUAAAAAAGAUAUAUGGAUGUUCAUGGCUCAAUCUACUGCUCCUCCUGACGCCGGUAGCAUGGUGGGCGCAUUUCGACGGUCAUCUCCCUGACAGUCAUACCACUGUCUUUGCACUUUCUUUCUUGGCAAUUAUACCGCACGAGUGCUUGUUCGACUACUGCGGUGAACAGAUGGCUUUGUAUUGUGGCAAGGAUUUUGGUGACUUGAUCACGAUCACUUUGAACAAUGCGGUUGAGGUGACUCUCGCUAUCAUACUCCUGCUCAAGUGCGAACUCAAGCUACUUCAAUCGACUAUCACUGGUGUGGUCCUGUUGCACCUCCUCCUUGUUCCUGGAGCCGCUUUUCUGACAGGCGGUGCUCGAAUAUGGGAACAAGACCUGCACCCUAUCCACACCCAACUCAAUCAUACCUUGCUUACUGUUGGGGUGUUGGCCCUGUUAUUGCCGGCCUCAUUCUAUGCAGCUAUAAGUGGUAGCACUUCCAGUACGAUAUCGGCCAAUGGCGAUCUCCCGGACCUUGGUAGCAGCACCCAAACCGAUUUCUUGAACAUGAGCAGAGGACUUGCAGUGUUGCUCCUUCUUAUAUACAUCUGUUCGCGGAUCUACUAUCACAACCCUCCUGGUGCUGGAAACAGCUCGUUAACCCACUCUUUGACACCCGCCCCGCUCAAGGCUUACGAGGAAAAACUAGAACGAGAGGAGCCUGAGGUUAACCAAUGGGUUUGCAUCUGCUUCCUGAUUAUGAACAUUGCAGUUGUAGCUGUAACCUCGGAGUGGUUGGUGGACAGCAUCGAGCCUGUGAGGGGUGUUACCGGCAUCACGUCGGAGUGGUUCGGCUUGGUCCUCUUACCCUUUGUUUCCUUCUCAGCGGAUGGUGUCGUUGCAGCAGGCUACUUUUCCCACAGGGCUCUUCGCCGAGUAUGGUCUAAGACCAAGGAUCCCGGUGAACCACCCAAUACUCUGGCCAAAGCUGAAGCUAUCGACUUGAGCAUUCAGUUCAUCUUGCUCUGGAUGCCGUUCCUAACUCUGCUUGGCUGGUGGACCGGAAAGCCUUUCAACUUGCUAUUUGAUUUCUUUGAAGUCGCACUACUCUUAGGUGCUUGCUUCCUUGUCAAUUUCGUAACUGCCGACAGUAAAACAAACUGGGCAGAGGGAUUCAUUUUGUUGUCAUUUUAUGCCAUGAUGGUUCUUUGUACUUGGUACUACACGGGAGAAUCUGAUCUAGGUAGUUUAUUACUUUGUCCAGGACAACCUGCCACAAGUGAUUGA
Messenger RNA from Suillus subaureus, 1461 nucleotides. RefSeq lists its product as uncharacterized. Gene Ontology annotation, biological process: calcium ion transmembrane transport; intracellular calcium ion homeostasis. The coding region runs from base 1 to 1461 and encodes 486 amino acids. NCBI's taxonomy places the organism in Eukaryota, Fungi, Basidiomycota, Agaricomycetes, Boletales, Suillaceae. The transcript is spliced from 11 exons. The record is from RefSeq and is a predicted model, not a curated record. Gene Ontology annotation, molecular function: calcium:proton antiporter activity. Gene Ontology annotation, cellular component: fungal-type vacuole membrane.